Molecule: messenger RNA, 1182 nt
Organism: Poecilia latipinna (sailfin molly)
Lineage: Eukaryota; Metazoa; Chordata; Actinopteri; Cyprinodontiformes; Poeciliidae
Gene: gapdhs
Product: glyceraldehyde-3-phosphate dehydrogenase, spermatogenic
Exons: 11
Coding region: 107-1114 (335 amino acids)
Biological process (GO): glucose metabolic process; glycolytic process
Cellular component (GO): cytosol
Molecular function (GO): NAD binding; glyceraldehyde-3-phosphate dehydrogenase (NAD+) (phosphorylating) activity; NADP binding
Source: RefSeq, a predicted model, not a curated record
GUGACUCAGGCAGUAUAAAAUGUGAAGCCUGAACAGCGAGCUGCGCACACUGACUCGAGCAGCAUCAGCAGCGAGGUAACUCCAUACCCCCUAAGCAACAGCAACCAUGUCAGACCUCUGUGUUGGAAUCAAUGGCUUCGGUCGCAUUGGCCGCCUGGUCCUGAGGGCAUGCCUGCAGAAAGGCAUCAAAGUCGUAGCCAUCAACGACCCCUUCAUCGACCUGCAGUACAUGGUCUACAUGUUCAAGUACGACUCCACCCACGGCCGUUACCAUGGCGAGGUCUCCCAUGAUGGUGGCAAGCUUUAUGUUGAUGGCAAAGCCAUCUCUGUUUUCCAGUGUAUGAAGCCUGCUGAGAUCCCCUGGGGCAGCGCUGGUGCCAAAUACGUCGUCGAGUCCACUGGAGUCUUCCUCAGCCUGGAGAAGGCCAACGCUCACAUCCAGGGCGGUGCACAGCGUGUGGUCGUGUCCGCCCCCUCACCUGAUGCCCCCAUGUUUGUCAUGGGAGUUAACGAGGACAAAUACGACCCGUCCUCCAUGACCAUCGUCAGUAAUGCCUCCUGCACCACCAACUGCCUGGCUCCCCUGGCCAAAGUCAUCCACGAUAACUUUGGCAUCGAGGAGGCUCUCAUGACCACAGUCCACGCAUACACAGCCACCCAGAAGACAGUGGACGGCCCCAGCUCCAAGGCCUGGCGUGACGGCCGUGGCGCCCACCAGAACAUCAUUCCAGCUUCCACCGGCGCUGCCAAGGCUGUGGGCAAAGUCAUUCCUGACCUCAACGGCAAGCUGACAGGAAUGGCUUUCAGGGUGCCAGUGGCGGACGUGUCCGUCGUGGACCUGACCUGCCGUCUGUCCAAGUCUGCAUCCUACGCUGAGAUCAAGGAGGCCGUCAAGAAGGCCGCACACGGACCCAUGAAGGGAGUGCUGGGCUACACUGAAGACCAGGUUGUGUCCUCUGACUUCAUUGGAGACACCCACUCCUCCAUCUUCGAUGCUGGCGCCGGCAUCUCCCUCAACGACAACUUUGUCAAACUCAUUUCCUGGUAUGACAAUGAGUACGGCUACAGCAACCGUGUUGCCGACCUGCUGCUGUACAUGUACUCCAAGGAGUAGACACUUCCUGUCCUGAGAGGAAGUGAGCAAAGGGACCACCGCUAACCAUCAUGAAUCCCUCCCUUCUC